AUAAGUUCUGGUCUCACGGUUCUGCAGCAUCUGGGGAAAAGAGAGGCUGUUAGCACCGUUCGGACUGGCGUAGACAGGUCCGAAACGAUUACUCCGAUUAAUCGUGAUUAUUGAGAUUAAUCGUCAGCUAAUUUAGUUGUCGAUUAAUUGUUAACUGGAGCACACAGACUCCAAAAGAAACCAUCUGAUGAAAGAAAAACAUACAGAGAGCAAUAAUAAGGCCGAAACUGAGCAAAAAAGACAUACAUUUUGCAUUUAAGACAAAUAAACGUUUACCCAAAACUCUUCAUGCGGCACCUGGUCAGAAGAAAAAUCGCAUGUUAAGCACCUUUUCAGUUGUUAAUAGUAGUUAACAUAUUAAUUUUAUUGAAUCAAACAGAAAUCAUGUAAGGUACAUGCAUAAUUUCUGCCAUUUAAUGUAGGACAGUAAACCAGAGUUAGCCUCAAGUUACAUUUAAUCUGCAACCCUAACUACACAUUUAUAGUGUUUUUGGUGCUUUAUGUAACAGUUAUUCAGUUUUCCUUUAUUGGAUUAAAUAUGAAAAAAACACAACAGUCAAGUGAUUUGGAAUACGGGUGUCUCCCAAAAAGUUGUCACUUUGAGUUUUUUUCCUUCCUUUUAUGUUUUCUUGCUUACUGACUGUCCUCAGAGGGAGCAGUAAGAGGUUGAAACAGGAGUGGGCGGAAUACCACAGAGGAUCUGCAACUAGUCACUAUGAAUUUUAAUGCUUUUGUUUUAAUUUGACACGUGCCCUCAGUUUUCUCCUGCUGUUUGGUUAUAGAAACAGGACCCAAGCUAGGGGUCGGAAAAACAGCCAAGACUGGGCGAAGUGCGUGAUUUCCCGCGGCCUGGAGGCUGAUAGAAAGUUCAUAUUUCUAUGUUUUCAAUGUGGUCUAACAGGCACCAGUUGCAAACGAGUGAAUGAAUGAAUUUUUGGACCGAAGCCACACAGCAGUCAUUUCAAACCAUCUGUUACAUUCACUACCAAUCUUAAGGUGUCUAGCUGCUGGAUUGUGACCAGAUUUUAAGCAUCCACAGAACUGUUGUCCGUAUCUGCUGACUCGGGUUCAAAAUUCAAAAACAAUGUACAGGAGCAAGAGGAGAACAAAUGGAGACGGAAAACUAUACAAUAAAACACGUUUUAUAACAGGUUUGUAAUCUGUCAGAAGAGCCUAUUUUCACAUUUUGUUAGAAUAAAAAUGUUCUCUUUUCAACAAGACGCCGCUCCUGAAUUUUCUUCUCUUUUCUUUUUUCCAAAAUCUGCCAGUGAAACACUUCUCUAAGGAAUAAAGGACAACAGAGAUGUUACCAAAACUGGACAUUUCUCCAGCGUUGUUUAAAAGAUUUGACUAACAGGGAGGUUUCCAAGAGGCCAAUCAACAUCAGUUUGGUGUUGCUCAUCUAUUAUGUCAUCAAUGCUCAGGCUAGUUAGGUUAUUGGCCUAAUUCUAUUUAUGACCCAUAUAGGAACUAUGGUAGAUUCAAGACAUAAAUCUUUACCAACAAAAAACAAACAAGUAUAAAGAUAACGUGGUUUAAAAAAGUAAAUGCUUUUUCAGAAGACCUUCAAUAGUCUAACAACAUUACCUCUAAUUCAUCAUGGUGGCAGUCGUUAAAUGACCCCUGGAGUCGGAGUGUGACCUCCUGGGAGGUUCUGCUCUAUUCUGGAGAGAUAGAAGUGAUAUAAUGUUAGUUUGAUGGACGGACGGAGGGAGGAGAAAAUGAGAUGGACCAGGGCCAAUGAUCUGCAAGCGCAGGAACUAAAGAAGAGGCAGAGAAAUGAUUUCAUUGAGAGCUGGUUCUCUACCCAGACUGGGGGAAAAAAUGGGAGCAUGCUACAGAGGAUGAGAGGAUGAGGAGCAGCCAGGUGUUUUAGCCCAUUUAGGGGCAUUAUUAUUAUUAUUAUUAUUAUUAAUAAAACAUUUUGUCCCCCUCCAAAAAAAAUGAGAACCACAUCCAAGACCCCGCACUAACGCAGGCUGAGGAGAAACUGGACGCGUCUCUACUCCUUAAUGUUCCCAAACGGAGCGGAGCAGAGAGCGGUACUGGCUCGCGGCCGAUGCCCGGAGGAGAGCUGCUGCUGCGGCGGCGGCGGCGGCGGCGGACCAGAGGGAAGGCGGCACCCGAGAGUCGCUGUUCACUACCGGGGAUCUAGGCGAACCUCGCCGAGGCUGAGGCUGCGGGCAUGGGCUGUGCUCCCAGCAUCCACGUCUCUCAGAGCGGGGUGAUCUACUGCCGGGACUCGGACGAGUCCAACUCCCCCCACCAGACCACCACCAUCUCCCAGGGCACGGCGGCCGCCACGCUGCACGGGCUCUUCAUCAAGACGGACGCGGCCGAGACCAUCCCCUCGGUCAUCACCUACCAGAGCCGCCACUCGCGCAACAACUCGCACCGGGAGCGAAGGGAGAACAGCGGGGGGCACGUCCGCAUCGAGGCCGAGACCCAGACCAGCCUCGCCAGCCUUAAGGUUUCUGCCACAGAAGAAUGUGUGGGACCUAUGAGGCUGACUAAGGAGCCAAUUCAAGUUCUGCUGGUGUUCGCUAAGGAGGACAGCCAGAGCGAUGCCUUCUGGUGGGCCUGCGACCGCGCCGGCUUCCGGUGCAACAUCGCGCGGACGCCCGAGUCUGCCGUCGAGUGUUUCCUGGACAAGCACCACGAGAUCAUCGUCAUUGACGGACGUCACUCGCGCUACUUUGAGCCCGAAGCCGUCUGCCGGAUGAUCCGCGCCACAAAGCCCUCGGAAAGCACGGUUAUACUUGCUGUCGUAGCACAAAAACUCCCGGACCAAGAGGAACCGUCCGUUCUCCCUCUCCUCUGCGCUGGAUUUAGCAGAAGGUUCGUGGAGAACAGCAGCGUGUCAGCGUGCUAUAACGAACUCAUCCAGACCGAACAUGGAGAGGUGCGCUGCCAGUUCAAACUCAGGGCCUGCAACUCUGUCUUUACGGCCUUGGAGUACUGCCAAGAGGCCGUGGAAAUCACCAGUGAGGAUCACAUCAUUCAGUAUGUGAACCCGGCCUUUGAGAGGAUGAUGGGAUACCACAGGGGGGAGUUGAUUGGAAAAGAACUGACCGAACUUCCCAAGAGCGACAAGAACAGAGCCGAUCUACUCGAUACAAUCAACACCUGCAUCAAAAAAGGCAAAGAAUGGCAAGGCAUUUACUUUGCCAGGAAGAAGUCAGGCGACAGCAUUCAGCAGCAAGUGAAGAUACUGCCUGUCAUCGGCCAGGGAGGAAAAAUCCGACAUUUCGUAGCCAUCAAGCGAGCUCAUACCGACAACAACAAUCAGGUCCUCAAAAUGAACAAGGAAGACAGAUGCAGCGGGGACCUUUCUCAAUCAGAGUGCCAUUCACUGCGACACAGGGACAGACGGAAAGAUUCGAUCGACGCCAGAUCGGUUGGUUCCCGUGGCAGCGACGCUCCUAGUUUACAGAACCGGAGAUAUUCUUCUGUUGCAAGAAUCCAUUCGAUGACAAUUGAGGCUCCCAUCACCAAGGUAAUAAACAUCAUCAACGCGGCCCAGGAGAGCAGUCCGGUGACGGUCGCCGAGGCUCUGGACCGCGUGCUGGAGAUCCUGAGGACCACCGAGCUUUACUCCCCCCAGCUGGCUUCCAAAGACGACGACCCCCACACCAACGACCUGGUCGGGGGGCUCAUGACUGACGGGCUGCGGCGGCUCUCUGGGAAUGAAUAUGUUUUCAGCAAAAAUAUGAGCCAGAGCCAGCUGACCAUCCCGGUAACGCUCAACGACGUUCCUCCGUCCAUCGCCGAGAUGCUGAACGACGAGGAGCGCUGGGAGUUCAACAUCCUGGACCUGGAGGCAGCCACGCAUAAAAGACCCCUCACUUACCUCGGCUUGAAGAUUUUCACCAGUUUCGGAGUGUGUGACUUCCUGAACUGCUCCGAGGCGACGCUGCGCUCUUGGCUGCAGCUCAUGGAGGCCAACUAUCACUCCUCCAACUCCUACCACAACUCCACGCAUGCUGCAGACGUCCUGCACGCCACGGCCUACUUCCUGCGCAAGGAGAGAGUCAAGAGCAGCCUGGACCAGCUGGACGAGGUGGCGGCGCUGAUAGCCGCCACAGUCCACGACGUGGACCACCCGGGCCGGACCAACUCCUUCCUGUGCAACGCGGGCAGCGAGCUGGCCGUCCUCUACAACGACACGGCCGUGCUGGAGAGCCACCACGCCGCGCUCGCCUUCCAGCUCACCAUGCGCGACGGCAAGAGCAACGUCUUUAAGAACAUCGACAGGAAUCAGUUCCGAACGCUGCGCCAGGCCAUCAUCGACAUGGUGCUCGCCACCGAGAUGACCCGCCACUUUGAGCAUGUCAGCAAGUUCGUCAACAGCAUCAACAAGCCAAUGGCUGCCAUCGAAGAGACCAGCACCAAUAGCACGAACAGCGACUGCGAGGGCCAGAGCAACAUCAGAAACUCUCCAGAGAACCGCCUGCUGAUAAAGCGGAUGCUAAUCAAGUGUGCAGAUGUGGCGAACCCCUGCAGGCCUCUGGAGCUCUGCAUCGAGUGGGCGGGCCGGAUCUCAGAGGAGUACUUCGCCCAGACGGACGAGGAGAAGCGACAAGGGCUGCCCGUGGUGAUGCCCGUGUUCGACAGAAACACCUGCAGCGUGCCCAAAUCCCAGAUCUCCUUCAUAGACUAUUUCAUCACAGAUAUGUUUGACGCCUGGGACGCCUUUGCCAGCCUCCCCAACCUGAUGGAGCACUUGUCCGAGAACUACAAGUACUGGAAGAACCUGGACGACAUGAAGUGCAAGAGCCUGCGUCCUCCGCCGCCCUCCUGACUUCCUGCUCUCCUCUCUGGCACCGUGACCCUGACCGGACGCUAAAACAGUUAGUCAUUUCAGCCACAGCGCUAAAGUAGCGCGUACGGCGAGAAAACGGGGCCAAUUUCCUGCCUGAGAGGAACGAGAUCGCUGACUGACGAGCACUGUGGUGCUGAUCCCGUCUUCAAUCUCAGACGCUUUUCUCGUUCCAGCUGAACAUGGUGUUCCACCGCCAUGGGAAAAGAAAAAACAAGUUUUCAUCUGGCAGCCCAAAUUGCUGUCAUCCGGCAUUUUCUUCUGGCGCCUCUUUGAAACUGCCUGGACCUCGCGGCUCACCUGACAAUCUGUACCAUACAGCGUAACACUCCUAAAAUCUGCACUUUAGCAAAUCAAGACCUUUGGAUUUCGAGCUCCGUUUUGCUCUUUACUUUUUAUUAUUAUUAUUAUUUUCUUUUAACCUUGUCAUUUUAUAUCUGGGUGUGGUUCCAAAAGAGCGACGAGACCAAGAGGCGCUUGGCUAAAAGGUGAGCAUCUCUAGCGAUUGUGCUUCUUCGUAGAUGUGAGUUCGCAUCUCUAAAACUUCCGAUACAGACUUGUGAAGGUGCUCACCUGAAAUUAUUCAUCCUUAAUGUCUAUAAAAAACAAAACAAUAAAAACAUAUAUAUGGGACCAAACUGUAAGCAUCCCCAGUAGCCCUGAGCAGGAAGAGUGUCAGGGGAGAUUCCAAGAACAGAUCUCUGGAAGCAGCGGGGUGCGCCGAUAGUUCAGCCUCAUAGAUAAAACCUGACAACCAAGGGCUGUUCUGUGUGCUGCGGACGUCUUAAGGUCAUGUAGCCUGAGAAAAAAGAUAGAAUCUGCAGCUUUAGCUUCUUUCCCGUCUUUAAUGUGUGUAAAAGCAGCCGAUGUGGACGAUGGAGAUGCUUUCAACGAACAGAAUGCGCUGCACCGGGGUAAAUGUCGAACUUUUAGCUUUGCGACACAAACUGUAGAAAUGAACUGUGAGCAUCUGAGCAGGUUUCAUGUGGACAAAACUUUUAUUUUAGUAGUUUGGGGAGGAAAUUGAGCUCAUAGAGCUCCCUCACCCCCCAAACAAAUUCAAUUGUUACAUUGAGAACAUUCAGCCAUUUAUUUUCUGAUUUGUCACACGUCUUUACAAACAAACGUGGCUCAGUCUGACCCAUGAGUUGUUACCCAGUAAGAUCUCUGAAGCCGUAAACACGACCAAUGAAAAAUCAGUUGAGUUUUUUAAAAGACACAAAAAAAAAAAGAGAGAAGAAAACCUGAUCAAAUCACGGAUAUGGUAUGUAUGCCCUCUGGUGGACAUAACAAAGAUUUGCACAUCAAACCAGCAGUUAAAUGUGAGCAAGAAAUCACUUCUUCUAUAAUUGGACAUUUAUUCAUACAUGAUUUUUUUUUUCUUUUUUUUUAACAGAUACGCAAAUUUUCUUUGAGUUGAAAAAGUAUUGGCAACCAUUUAAGCAGCCAGAGGAGAUUAUGGCGGCGAUGGUGAUCCUCUGGGCUGCAGCCACACAGCUACACACUGCAGAAUCAACCAAAGGCACAAAGAUUCCCUCAUAGGUGCCUUAUAUCUCACUUUUCUCCUCACACACUACAACAUAUUCAUAGUAAUGGCUCCUGCUUUCUAUACAAAGUGAAUCACAAGAAAAGCCAUAAUUGUCAUGGGUGAUUUUUAGGAUAAAAGAAAACACAUCUGCGACGUUGUUUCAUGGUCUUCAGUCGUCCCGUCACAGAGGUCCUGGGUUUUAAACUAAAAGGUUGCAUUUGUUGGUUCGUUUUGCUCAUGGUUUCAAACAACUUUAAAAAACCACACACACAACUUUGUCCAACAUCACUGUAUUUGUUGUCACUUUAAUGAUGAUCACUUUCUUACGAAAACGCCUUAAUCCUGUCGUGUGUCGCUGUUUGGGUGUGCUUUGCUUGUGCCGCACUGUAAAACUACUUGAUGCACCUGCUGUUCAUGUAAAUACUCAGCUAACACGCUGGUUUUCAUUUGCCUUGCUUCGCUUUUAAUGUUUCUUCUUAUUUACUAAGGGGUGCACCGAUGAUUCAGCACCGAUUUCCUCAAUUUUGGGAGAUCGGCAAUUGGCCAAAGACACUUAAAUGUGAAAUUGAUCUUAUCUAACGCCACAAAAACCUAAAAAUCGCCCCCAUUUGCGCAGCCUGGCUGACGACCCCCACAUCAGGUCACGGUUUGCUAACUUAGCGACUUUGUUGCCAUAUUAAGUGACUUUUCAGACAAAAUUAAUUGGUGAAAAUUGGAAUCGGCAGGUCAGGCUAUGAAAGAUAGUUGAUCGGCCAGAAAGCUGCAGUCGGUGCUCCCGUUAUUCACAUUUCGUUCCAUCGUGUCCAAAAAUACAGUGACCUGGAACACGGUUCCAGCUCGGAUUGUUUCACGGCCAUGAGUGGAUAUUUUUGCUAUCCUGUAACUAGAAAUUUUAGAGAGACAGAGAGAGAUUUUAGACCACAGACAGCCAUGCCUUUUCCACUGAGCAGCCACUACUUGAAUGCAACAUGCAUUCUGUGUCUUUUAGCCUGGCAGAACCACAGACAGCUUCGCCUUCAGUGACGGCCGUGCCAACUCUGAGCUUUGCACCAUUUAUAGAUGAAAACCGUCAUCAGAGAGUGGUAUAUAUAUAUGUAGAGUUGAGAAAAAUCUAUUUUUGAAAAAAUUAUUAUUAUUGCCCGUGACAACUGUACUGUGUUUUUAAAGAUUUUACUGCCUCUUGCAUAAUAGUUGUAAGUUUUACGCUCCACCUUCCUAAAGUCUGCCAUGGCUGAUUGUUUUGAAAGCUUUGUGUAUUUUUCUCUCGCCACAUUAUGUCUUAUUUUUGAUGUUUUCUGUCAAACAAAAAAAGUAUUGUGAGAGAUGAAUAAAGCAUUAUUUAACUAUGAA
Messenger RNA from Xiphophorus maculatus (southern platyfish), 7697 nucleotides. RefSeq names its product phosphodiesterase 8B (gene pde8b). Lineage: Eukaryota; Metazoa; Chordata; Actinopteri; Cyprinodontiformes; Poeciliidae. Gene Ontology annotation, molecular function: 3',5'-cyclic-AMP phosphodiesterase activity. Bases 2186 to 4801 code for a protein of 871 amino acids. The transcript is spliced from 22 exons. Gene Ontology annotation, biological process: signal transduction. The record is from RefSeq and is a predicted model, not a curated record.